AUGUCCGUGACCAUAUGUCAGUCCAUGGGCUUCGUGGUGUCAGCUUUGGGGAUAGGAGGCAUCAUCGGGGCCACCUGCAUGGACCAGUGGAGCACCCAAGACCUGUACAACAACCCGGUGACCGCCGUGUUCAACUACCAGGGCCUCUGGCGCACCUGCGUCCGGGAGAGCUCCGGCUUCACCGAGUGCCGCGGCUACUUCACCAUCCUGGGGCUGCCAGCCAUGUUCCAGGCUGUGAGGGCCCUCAUGAUCGUGGGGAUUGUCCUGGGCAUCCUUGGCCUCCUUGUCUGCAUUUUUGCCCUGAAAUGUGUCCGGAUUGGCAGCAUGGAGGACUCUGCAAAAGCCAACAUGACUCUGACCUCUGGCAUCAUGUUUAUUAUUGCUGGUCUGUGUGCCAUCACUGGAGUGUCUGUGUUUGCCAACAUGCUGGUCACAAACUUCUGGAUGUCCACGGCCAACAUGUACCAAGGGAUGCAAAACGUCCAGAACAGGUACACCUUUGGCUCAGCCCUCUUUGUUGGCUGGGUAGCAGGUGGCCUGGCCCUGGUAGGAGGCAUCUUGAUGUGCCUUGCUUGCAGGGGGCUGAUUCCAGAAGAAUCCAGGUACAAAGCAGUGUCCUACAACGCCUCGGGACGGAACAUCUCCUACAGGACGGGGCCAUAUAGGGUUGGCUCAGGGUAUGAACCUGAAAUGAAGACUAGGAAGGGGGCAGGGUAUGAAGAAGCUGCUCGAAGUGAGGAUGGAAGGCGCUCCUACCCUUCCAAAUAUGACUAUGUCUAG
Apus apus (common swift) is the source of this 780-nucleotide messenger RNA. RefSeq names its product claudin 18 (gene CLDN18). The transcript has 5 exons. The record is from RefSeq and is a predicted model, not a curated record. Bases 1 to 780 code for a protein of 259 amino acids. Gene Ontology annotation, molecular function: structural molecule activity. Lineage: Eukaryota; Metazoa; Chordata; Aves; Apodiformes; Apodidae. Gene Ontology annotation, biological process: bicellular tight junction assembly; cell adhesion. Gene Ontology annotation, cellular component: plasma membrane; bicellular tight junction.